UUUUUGACAUUGACUCCACGGUGAAAGGUCAAUGAAUUCAAAAAUAAUAUCUACGUUUACAAUUGAAAUACACUUUAUGUAUUACCGCACUGCAUAACACAUAAUUUCUGUGCUGUGUGCAUAUCGUCACUGUAUUUCGUUUAUACCGGACGUAUCCCAAAGUAUAAGAAUGGCUUCGCGUUUUCAAGUUGUGGAAUUGGGUCCUCCAAUCGAAGUGUUCCAACUAAAUAAAUUAUGUGUAGAGGAUUCGUAUCAGAAUAAAGUUAAUUUGGGUGUUGGCGCUUAUAGAGAUGAACAUGGGAAACCAUGGGUGUUACCAGUUGUUCGCAACAUGGAGAAGCAAAUGGCAGAAGAUGCAACUCUUCUACACGAAUAUUUGCCAGUACUUGGUAUGGAGCAGUUCAGCGCAGCGUCUGUAUCCAUGCUACUCGGAGAAGACAAUCCAGUCAUUGCUGCCGGUCGUGCAUUCGGUGUUCAAACUCUGUCGGGAACGGGAAGUUUACGCGUCGGAGCCGAAUUCUUGAACAAACAUUUGAAAGCUACCACCUUUUAUUACUCCACACCUACAUGGGAGAAUCACCAUCUGGUGUUCGUCAACUCCGGCUUCACUAAUCCCCGGUCGUACCGUUACUGGAACGAGAAGACCCGGGCGAUAGACUUCGACGGUCUCAUCGAGGAUCUGAAGAACGCUCCCGAGAACUCGGUUAUACUGCUGCACGCGUGCGCACAUAACCCGACCGGCAUCGAUCCUACGCAAGAGCAAUGGGAGAAGAUCGCUGACGUCAUGGAGGAGCGCAAGUUGUUCCCGUUCUUCGAUAGCGCAUACCAAGGGUUCGCGUCCGGUGACCUGGACAAGGACGCGUGGGCGGUGCGGUACUUUGUCAAGAGAGGCUUCGAAUUACUCUGCGCGCAGUCCUACGCCAAGAACUUUGGACUUUACAACGAGCGCGUGGGUAAUCUAACAUUCGUGAUAUCGGACGCGGCGUGCGCGGCCGCGAUGCGCUCGCAGCUCACGUGGGUAGUGCGCGGGAUGUACUCCAACCCGCCCGCGCACGGCGCGAGGGUAGUAGCAAACGUGCUCGCCAACAAACAGCUGUUCGACCAGUGGAGAGACCACAUCAAGAUGAUGUCCAGUAGAGUAAUACAAAUGAGGGAGGCUUUGAGGGCGGAACUCAUAAAAUUGGGCACCCCUGGCAACUGGGACCACAUAGUGAAACAGAUCGGUCUGUUCUCGUACACGGGUCUGACUCCCCGUCAAGUGGAACAUCUGAUCCAGGAGCACCACAUAUACCUGUUAAAGUCCGGUCGCAUCAACAUAUGCGGCCUCAACCCCUCCAACGUGCAAUACGUCGCCGCCGCCAUACACGAUGCCGUCACCAAGUUCCCGGCCGAACAGUAAUUCUAUACACAUUAUAUUUUGCAUUCGCAAUGCUAUACU
Molecule: messenger RNA, 1438 nt
Organism: Diatraea saccharalis (sugarcane borer)
Lineage: Eukaryota; Metazoa; Arthropoda; Insecta; Lepidoptera; Crambidae
Source: the annotation of a GenBank genome assembly